Molecule: messenger RNA, 5172 nt
Organism: Brenthis ino (lesser marbled fritillary)
Lineage: Eukaryota; Metazoa; Arthropoda; Insecta; Lepidoptera; Nymphalidae
Source: the annotation of a GenBank genome assembly
AUGGCGCUGACUAAAGUUCUUCUCUUCAUUGCCAUAAUUGCGGUGGUCAGCGCCGACUAUGAGGUCUCGACGACGAAUAAAACGCAAGAAGCCGUGGCGGCGAAAAAGGAGCAAAAGACAAGAAUCGCGGUCCCCGACCCUGUGCGUGGGUCGUUCCAGAAACUGACCACUCUGAUGAACAGGACGGAUGCUGAUCGGACUAACAGACGGAGGAAACCGAGUUUAAAUAAACUCCUACAAUUGAGCAGAAAACAUGACAUGCUAAACGAUAACGAAGGCACUAUCGCGAUCAGUCAGAAAACUGCGCCAGAAAACGAUACAAACACAUUGAAAAACAAAAUGAAGGUGUUAAGACCUAAGGAUAUAAGUCCUUUCGAUGCUAAUCACUACAAGAAGAACUAUGUACCACAAGUGACUGGUGUGUUUUGUGAUUUUGAGAACCAUAAUGGGUCGAUAGAUAUGUGUAUGUGGCAAUGGAAUUCUACGGUUUCGAGCCAUAAUUUAGGGUUCCAGGUGGUAACCGCCGCUGAUCUGGUCGUGAUGAAUGAAACCACCAGGGGACUGAAGUUUUCUGGCCCGCAACACGAUUCUGAUAGAAAAAAGGAUGGCCACUUCCUGUACCUACCCGUGGAUCCCACAAUGGAAAACAUGGUGAUUAAAUCUCCUCCUUUCCGUGGUUUAUGGGAGUUUUGUAAGUUCGAAGCGUGGCUUCAUCAAAGCAAGAUGCAAAACGCCAGCAUAAGGCUUGUAUCCGAGUCCACAAUGUCGGAAGUACAGUGGAUAUUGCAAGAAGUUGCUGGCAAUAAUAACGAGAGAUGGGAACCAAUGCGUUUUAUCAUCGGCAAGGUCCAGCAAGAAGUUCGGAUUAUAAUUGAGAUAACCCGACCGAGUCAUGUGAGCCUGACCCAGACACUGCCUUAUAUAGCGGUGGACAACAUCCGCAUGGUGGAGUGUUUGCCAGAACCACCUGUAUUUAAUGGCGAAUGUCAGAAUGGACAGCUAAAAUGUAAAAUUAUGAAUAAGGAGUCUUGCAUAAAACUGCAGCAAGUCUGUGACCUGGUGAAGGAUUGUGACGAUGGGAGUGAUGAAAAUCAAAAUUGUGAUAAAAUGCCAUAUGGUUCUUAUUGCAAUUUUGAACAGGACGCGUGUGGUUUUGAAAAUGUACCACAGCCCAUUCUAAAAUGGUCGCGUCAUAGUGGUCCAACUCCCACAGACAAAACCGGUCCAAAUUACGACCACACAUGUGGUCCACCAAAAAUCCAUACAACUGCUAACCCCAUCGUCCCCCUCUCCCCCUCCCACAUGAACUACACCAUCAAUUGUGUAGGAUAUUAUUUCUUUGUAAAUAUGAAUGUGACUGGACCAAAUCAAGAAAGGGCCGAUUUCGCUUCAACUGCGGUUAUGAAGACGAUAAUCUUCAAUCCGCCCCCCAAAAUUCACGGAGAUAUAAAUUCUAGAUAUUAUAAUUGUUGUAUGAUAAGAUUCUACUACCAACAAAAUGGUCGUAACUACGGAUCUCUAAGUGUGGACGUCGUAGAGUUGACUCCACGCGGCAAUGUCACUACAUCACUUUGGUUCUCUACAAAAGACAAAGGCGAGAACUGGUACGGAGCUGGGAUAUUCUUGCCUAAUAUAACAAGGAGAUACUACUUCCUUUUCAAAACUCGUAUGGGUAUGCGAAUUUACUCAGACUCAGCCAUCGAUGACUUCUCAAUGGCCCCCGAAUGUUUCGGUCUAAACAUAAACUCCACUGAACUUGGGGAUUACAAUUACUAUGACCCAGUAUUUGAGGAGAAGACUACACCUCAUGAAGACUUCGUUGAAGAAACUUUCUUCCGCUUUACAACGUGCGGGUCUGUGGGGCGAUUGGGUCCGAACCAGACUAUGUGUGACGUAGCGUACAAUAACACGCCCGUGUCUGUGACGGUGCUGGAGAAACAUCCAUACCAGGGGAUACAAGUGUGGGAGGUCCCUAGCGAAACCUUGUAUACGAUAAUAGCAACAGGCGCGUCCGGCGGGCUGGGCUCGAUGUGGGCGGGCGUGUCGCACGGCGCGCAGGCGCGGGGGCUCUUCGAGCUGCACAAGGGGGAGAAGCUGUACAUGAUGAUCGGGCAGCAGGGGAUGAACGCUUGCAAGAAGACUCUAUCAGCUCAAGAGAGCCAAGAAUGUUCUAGACGGGACUCAAAUGAGACGAUGCAAGUAUUUACAAGCAAAACCCAUGAAGUGCGAAACACCCAUGUGAAUGAUGGCGGAGGUGGAGGAGGGGGAGCUACUUAUGUGUUUUUGAUGGAUAAGGAAGGCAACCCAAUACCCUUGCUAGUCGGGGGCGGCGGCGGAGGCCUAUCUGUGGGGGUCUUCAGAGACGACGGCUCCCAACAUGCGCGAGGCAGGACAAACACGACUCCCGAGUCGGGGUAUAUGUAUGGAUAUCCCGGAAAAACUUCUGGCGCGGGCGGCGGGUGGGUGUCUCGCGCGGGGCCCAUCACGCCGGGCUUCGAGGUAGUGAAGGGGCUGGCGCUGCGCGAGGGCGGCGCCGGCGGCCGCGCCUGCGCCGGCGGCGCGCACGGAGGCUUCGGCGGCGGCGGCGGCGGCUGUCUGCGCGGCGGCGGCGGCGGCGGCUGGCAGGGUGGCAACACGAACGAGGGCGAGGGCCAGCACGGCGGCGGCGGCUGGUCGUACGUGGACAGCGCGCGCGGCGUGCGCGAGUACGCCGCCGUCGGCAUGGCGCCGCGCACGGGGCCCGGGGAGGUGCUCGUCAUACCCGCCGUGCACAAAUGCGGGUGUAAUUACCGCUGCGUCGCCAUGAAUGAGUACCGCAGCGAGGUGAAGUGCUACUGCCCCGCCUCCUGGACCACGGACGCUAACGAUCCCACUAAAUGUAUAUUGGACGAAGGUUGGCCGCAGAUGUGGCUCAUAUCGCUAAUAAUUCUCUCUUUCAUCGUCGUACUCUGCGUCGGUGUCAUACUCGUCGUCUCUCUACAUGUUUAUAACAAAUAUCAACGUAAAAAAGAAGCGGAUGCGAUACAAAAACAAAUAAGGCAGCAAGAGCUACAACUGCACAGACUGAGGAACGCCCCGGGAGGUGAUAACACUCUGAACAUGGCCUUCAACCCCCAUUACGGGAGUGAGAGCUUCUUACCGCAAGGGGUCGAUGUGAGGGGUCUGCCUAAAGUGGCCAGGGAAAGUUUGAAAUUGGUCAAGGCACUAGGGCAAGGGGCAUUCGGGGAGGUGUACCAGGGGCUGUACCGGCACCGCGCCGGGGACAGCGUGGAGAUGCCGGUGGCGGUGAAGACGCUGCCGGAGCUCAGCACGGGGCAGGCCGAGUCCGACUUCCUCAUGGAGGCCGCCAUCAUGGCCAAGUUCAAUCAUCCGAAUAUUGUACAUCUCAUCGGUGUCUGCUUUGAUAGACAUCCGAGGUUCAUAGUGCUGGAGCUGCUGGCGGGCGGCGACCUGAAGAACUUCCUGCGCGAGAGCCGCCCGCGGCCGGAGCGCGCCAGCGCGCUCACCAUGAAGGACCUGCUGCUCUGCGCACUCGACAUCUGCAAGGGCUGCAAGUAUUUGGAGGCUAAGCGAUUUGUUCAUAGGGAUAUAGCAGCUAGAAACUGCCUGCUGACGUCGCGCGGUCCCGGCCGCGUCGUGAAGAUUGCCGACUUCGGCAUGGCGAGGGACAUCUAUAGGUCCGAUUACUACAAAAAGGGGGGUAAAGCAAUGUUGCCCAUUAAAUGGAUGCCUCCCGAAGCUUACAUCGAUGGAAUAUUCACCGUUAAAACGGAUGUUUGGUCGUACGGCGUGCUGCUGUGGGAGGUGUUCUCGCUGGGCAUCAUGCCGUACACGGGCUGCGCCAACCGCGAGGUCAUGGAGAUGGUGUCGGGCGGCGGCCGGCUGGAGCGCCCGCCCGGAUGCCCGCCGGACGUGUACCGGCUCAUGUGCGAGUGCUGGAACCCGGCGCCGUCGGAGCGCCCCGCCUUCGCGCAGAUGUUCGACCGACUGCAGAGACUCGUACAGGAUCCAGAAAUAACAAACGCACCACUCCCACUUCUGUGCUCGUACCUCGCGCCCGCCGACGUCAUAGAGCCUAACGGACCACAGCGCUCCGCGGGCGACUACCUCGUGCCGCUCUCGCCUAAGGACCAGAUGGAAGCUAGCUCAACGGAUCAGUCGGCACCUCAUAGCAAAUCGCUAACGGCGGCGCAGGAGAAGGCAGAAAUGGAGGAUUCACAAUAUCAACCUCUUCUGAAAGCAUCACAAGAAUAUGGCAACAUUCCAAUGGCGUCCGCCGCCAGCGCAAAGCGAGACUCCUUCCCUGCUGCCGCCGAGACGAGGAACAACACAAAGUUUCUGCAGUCUAACUCUACUGAUAGGUUACUUAGCUCAGUCGAAGGAGCAUCGAUAGACGACGACACGGCGUCCGAGCCGGACGACAAAACGGUCAUCUGGGAGACUUCCUUUACGGAAACCAAGCCGAGCUCCACUGAACCCAAACCGAACAUCGAACCCGGACCUACGGUCGAAAAAUUAAUAAGUAUAACACCGACAUCACCCAAGCCACCAGACAACGUUCUCUCACAAGCGAUAGAGUCUACUGUAAUAGAUAAAACGAACACUAAAAAUACACUGACUGUUGACAAAAAAACCGCACCUAUCGCAUCCCCCGACCCGCCGCGAGUAAACGCUUGGCAAAAAGACCCACCAAAACUUCUCCCAAAAUCUAAGCCAUUCUGCCUAGACGCGGCCCAGUUAGAACAAAAUCUAAACGCUCUAAAGAAAAACAGUGGAUCAGUUAACCUGACAACAAUGAACACUAUGAAAGUCCUCCCGCCAUACAUAAACGUGGUAACCCCGAAUAAGUUAUCCGAAUCCAAGACCAUACAAAUCGAUCCCAAAAAAGCAGUUAUACACGAUUUGCAAUCUCCUCAAGAGCCUGAUGUUACGAUAAAAGAUGAGAAAAAUAAAUUAAAACAGUCUAAUUCAGCUGCCAGUUUACUAAACGGGCCGAUGACGGACGUUCCUUACGCGGAUAGCGAUAAUACAUCCUCAAGUUCGGGGAGUAACGCGCAAAAUCUGAUAAAUAAUAAAAAAAAUAAAAAUUACUCGGAAAUUAUUGUUGGCAACGGGAAAAAAAUUAUAAAACAGGGUAGCAAUGGAGAGUUCGGCGAAUCGGAGAUUAGUUGU